Guyanagaster necrorhizus is the source of this 1591-nucleotide messenger RNA. RefSeq lists its product as uncharacterized. The record is from RefSeq and is a predicted model, not a curated record. The transcript has a single exon. Bases 205 to 1371 code for a protein of 388 amino acids. Lineage: Eukaryota; Fungi; Basidiomycota; Agaricomycetes; Agaricales; Physalacriaceae.
GUGAGGCGCCUUACAGGUUACCACGGUAACAAUGACAGACCUCGAUUUUGUUUACUGUGAAGACCUAGCAAGAAGGAUUCAAGAAGGAUUCGACGUUAUCGCUUCGAGUGGCCUGAGGUCGUUAUCGCGGUUAUGUAAUAAAGAAUACUCCACCCCGUCGUUUUUAGUGUUUUCGCACCUUCCGUCGAGCACCGCCAACUGUGCAUGUCGCUAUCGUCACCGUUGUCCUCGUCGUCUGUGUCGUCGCUCGCAGAUGCUUCCACAUCGUCCAUUACGACGACCACAGAGUCGCAGUCCAGCACGACUGCUGCGGAGACGACGUCUUCUCUGACGAUAACUUCAUCGACGAGCACACAGCCAACGUCGACCACCACUUCGCCUUUGACUACUAAUACACCGACAUCGACCUCGACCUCGACAUCAUCAUCGUCUUUGCCGACAUCGACAUCGAGCAGCAGCAUUAUAGUGGUGACAACGACCAGCUCAUCGUCGACUACCUCGGUUGUUCUGACCCAGACGACGAGUUCCACAUCCACCAGCAGCUCCACCAGCACAAGGAGCACUUCUCAGACCUCCGCCGUAGCCACCACCAUCAUCAUAACCGAGUCAAAUGGCCAGCAGGUCACCUCUACCUCCACCGUCCUCGCAACUUCUUCCUUGUCUGCAGCCGCUUCCUCUGCCACUGCCGCUACCAGCACAUCCUCCUCUUCCCACACAGGUGCCAUCGUCGGUGGAGCCAUUGGCGGAAUAGCUGGUGUCGCCCUCCUCCUUGGCCUCGUCUGGUUCCUUUAUAAACGUAACAGCUCAAACCGCCUCUCCGCCCAUUUCGAUGGCAACUUUGACCCAGACCGUAUCGUCGCUCGUCCACCCGACGUCGGCCUCAAUCUCGACGAUGAACGCGACAACGACGGCAUGGGCGGGCGUUUGGGCGGGGCGGAUAUUGGUGCAGGCGUCGUAUCCCCAUUCCCCAUCUCCGCGAGCACGAAUAGCCAUGGAAGCUCGGGUCAGUCAUAUGCGAAUUAUUACACCGGCUCCCCGGCUUCUCCUCCCCCGAUGUCCCAAUACUCGGGUGAGUCCUCUGGCUAUCCUACCGCCAUAUUCAACCCGUACGCGGCUAGCAUUCCCCCGAGAUCCCCGCCACCCGGCUCUUCGUCGAGUGGGUUGGGAGGAGGUGGAGGCGGCAUGUCAGCCAAGGAGCGUGAGGUCCGCCAGAAUCAACUCGGCGUCGUCAACCCUGACGAGAGGAGCGCUUACCUCGCUAACGGCCCCAGCGGUGUCAUCCAGCACCAGGAUGCAGGCCCUAGCGAGAUCCCACCUGCGUAUGAUAGUUGGGAUGCCGGUGCCGGUGCCAGUGCCAGUGCCUCGAGAUAGCCACUUUUUAUAUUUAAUCCGCGUUUUUUUACCUUGACGUUCUUAACUACGCUGGACGACGCUUCACUUUAUAUCUUAUUGUACCCUUAGACUUUCUUGAACCUAUUGCCCACUUAAGGGUCCAACGACAUUUUCCUACGCGUACCUUUCAAUGACCUUUCACGUAUCACCGUCAUCCACUCCAAUUCAGCAUUGCACUUUAUCUGAUUCAAGGUCACCU